Molecule: messenger RNA, 2307 nt
Organism: Brienomyrus brachyistius
Lineage: Eukaryota; Metazoa; Chordata; Actinopteri; Osteoglossiformes; Mormyridae
Gene: themis2
Product: thymocyte selection associated family member 2
Exons: 6
Coding region: 97-2118 (673 amino acids)
Biological process (GO): T cell receptor signaling pathway
Source: RefSeq, a predicted model, not a curated record
UUCAUUAAAACCGAGACGCUCUAGGGUGUCUCGGUCAGUUUUGCCAAAUACUGUUGAUUUCCAAAGGUCCUCGCUUUUUGGAGAAAAACAAAAGCUAUGGAGGGAACUGAAACGGACGCCGUGUCUAUGCAGGCAUACAUCGAAUCUUUAGAUACAAAAACCCUCCCUCGCAUUUUGCAAGUUUGCUCCGGAGUUUAUUUUCAAGGGUCAGUGUAUGAGGUGUCUGGGAGUGAAGUGUGCCUGUCCACUGGGGACAUGGUAAAGAUCAUUGGCACCAAUCUUUUGUCUGCCAAUACAGAGGAUAUCAGCACUAAGGAGACAUCCGAGUUGCCCCUUAAUUACAAAGGCAUGUUCAAGAUGGUUCUGGAGGACAUGCCCUACUUCUCGGUGGAGGAGAUGGUGGAGUUGCUUCCAGUAGACCUGAAAUCCUUCCAUCCCAUCAGCUUCAUCAGUUGUCACUGUCUGGAGGUGAAAGGCCGCGUAGUGGAGGCCGGCCAGGUGCUGACGCUCAUGGGGCCCAGGACAUUGGUGGAUGAAAUGCCAAGUGUUCGCUGCCAGAUUGAAGGCCACCGGGGGCCCUCAUCUGAAAUCUUCAUCCCGCUCUCCUGCCGUGGGAAAUUCUAUGAGCAUGACAGUGGGCACACCUACAACCUGGAGCAGAUCCUGAGCUCACCCCGCCUCUGUACCCGGUAUUUCCGCGACAUCAAGACCACAAAGUGUGGGGGUCCCUUGAAAAUUACCCCCAUAUACCAAGUUCAGGCCAUCAUGAGCAUGAGAAAGGACGUAGUCACCUUUCCCUCCAGUCUGGAGGUGGACGUUGUGGAUGUGACGGAGAAGUCUCAGAGUGUCAAGUUUGUGACCCCGCUGUCAUUGGCGGAAGUCAUGGCCAAGCCCCCAGAGAGAUUCCCUGCCAUGGCUGAGGUUGUGGAGGGUCCCAGCGUACCAUCGCUUUUCAAGAGCCCAUGGGUGGAGAACCUGCAGAAGGGCCAGCGGCUGCUGCUGCACAGCUGCUGUGACUCGCCCAUGGUGCUUGCCUCCACCCUGAAGAGCAAGAAGGCCCAGCAGCACUUCCUGGUCGCGCAGAACUACGGCGGUCGCCUGCGCCGGCGGCCCCGCGAGUUCGCCGCCGUCUACGAGCUAUGCGGCGCCCUGCAGCAGGCGCCGAACUUGAGUGUAACCGCGUCACGGCACUGCGAGGCACUGGAGGAGGGAUUGGACUCCCUGAGUGCCGGUGACCAGCUUGAUAUCCUUCGGAACCAGAUGGUGGAGGUGCAAGGGAAUGAAGGCGAGUUGCAGAAGGUAGAGGUGCUGGUCUGCCGACGCCUGUCUGAGGCGGAUGAGGAUGACGACGAGGAGGAUGAGGAUGAUGGUGAGGAUGAGAGUGAACAUGAGCUCCUUCUACCCAUGUACCUCGAAGGCCACUUUGUCGAGAGGAUUAAGGACAAGAAGAAGUACAGCCUGGCCAACCUGCUCAAGCAAUUUCCACUCCCACUGGACGUUAAAGUGGCGACAAAGGAUGUGGCAGUCCGCUGCGACCCCCUGUCAGACCACCCGGGCUUGCAACUGAAGGAGACAGUCAUAGAGCCUGUGGUUCUGGCCAGUCUCGCCAGCAAGCCGGGUGAGUGCUUCCAGCUGCCCAGUCGUUGGCUCAGCAUGGCAUUGUACCUCACCGGGGACCCCCUGCCCUGGCGUGAGGGCCAGGCCCCCAAGAUGCAGUGCGAGACAGUGAUGGAGCUGACAGAGGCCUUCUACCACGAGUUUCUCACACAGGCGGGAAGCGCUGACGUGCUGCCCCCUCCACUGCCCCCCAAGCGGAUAACAGAGAGCAAGACAAGUCACCAGAGGAGCGAGUCACUCUCCACCCAGCUCGAUCAGCUCACCUUAAGCAAUGAGAAAAAGCCUAAGAAGUCACUUCCGCCACCCCCAGUGAUUUUAGAAGACCCCCCUCCAGUGUUGGAAAGGAAGCCCAUCUCACCGGCCAGCACCCAGCCCAACAUGUAUGUGCAGACCCCGAAGAAGCCUUUGAAACAGAGCAAGAGAGGAAGCGACUCCGACCACGACUAUGAAUCACCGAAUGAGUUCUUGAAGAACGCUGCAGAGAGUGUCAUGUUCUACUGAGCCCAAGGUCCCUCGCACUGGUGACCUUUGGAGAUUGGAAGAACACGUCAAGCCGUCCAUGAUCUGCCAUCAAGGUGUAGCAGUUAAUUUUCCAGUCUGUAUUUUUUUUUUUUAAGUAUGGCAACAGGUCAGAAACCACAUUGGGCUGUCUGUCAACAGCAACACAGUAAACUUACCCACGGACUGUCA